AAUUAGUAUGAAUUCUUUAGAGGAAGCCAUACAAAAUCUUGAUAAAAUUUUAGCUCAUAUUCUAAUUGAAUAAGAUUUAAGACUAAAAGGAAUCUAAAUAGGACAUGGUUGGAAAUAAUUAGCUGUAAUUAAAGAAGCAAUUACGAAAUUGUAUUUUUUAGAAAGAAGAAAAUAUAAUAAAAAACUUUCUGAGUUGGAAAAUCGAUUAAUUUAUUAUGAAGACAAUUAUAUUUCAGAAGUGGAAUUAAAAUUAGUAAAUACAAAUUAUAUUUAAGGCUUUAGAAGAUGUUUAGAAGGUUAAUGAAUUACUUAAUAACUAUAAAACUUAAUUAAUUAUAGAUAAGAGAAAAGAAAUAGAAGAAAAAUUAUAAAUUCUUUAAGUAGAACUUAAAAGAAUUUAUGAAAAAAACAAAAAUAAAAAUGAUAAAAAAUGGAUUGAAAUGAAUAGUUAAAUAUCUGGAAUUUUGUAAUUAAUUUUAAAUGUAUUAAAUUCAAAAGAUAAUGCUGAAUUUAAAGAAUAAAGAGAUCAAAUGAAUUAAAUCUUAAAAACUGUUUAUGUACAAAAAAGAAUAAAAGAAGAGGAAGAAGAGUAAUUACUAAAAAUAGCAGUAGAAAUGGAAACACUUAAAAAUUUAUAAAGGGAAUUAGAUAAAUAACUUGAAAAAGAUUAGGAAAAUAUUGAUAAAGUAGAUAAUAAAUAAGGAACUUUGUAAAAUAAUUAAGAACAUAAUUCUCAAGAAUUUAAUAAAGCUUAUCAAUUUGUAUAAAUGAGAAGAAGACAAAAAGUUAAAUUAUUUUUUUAAGGUUUAUUCACUUAUAUUGGUAGUUGGGGAGGUAAAAUUGGAGCAAUUUUUGGUUUUGGAGUAGGAACUACUGUAGGAAAUAAAAUUAGUGAAACAGUUACAAAAUCAUCAAUUAAUUGA
Molecule: messenger RNA, 923 nt
Organism: Paramecium sonneborni
Lineage: Eukaryota; Ciliophora; Oligohymenophorea; Peniculida; Parameciidae
Source: the annotation of a GenBank genome assembly